This is a messenger RNA of Ziziphus jujuba (common jujube), 3212 nucleotides long. RefSeq lists its product as uncharacterized. Lineage: Eukaryota; Viridiplantae; Streptophyta; Magnoliopsida; Rosales; Rhamnaceae. The transcript is spliced from 7 exons. Gene Ontology annotation, biological process: positive regulation of proteasomal ubiquitin-dependent protein catabolic process; protein polyubiquitination; ubiquitin-dependent protein catabolic process. Gene Ontology annotation, molecular function: ubiquitin protein ligase activity; zinc ion binding; ubiquitin conjugating enzyme binding. The record is from RefSeq and is a predicted model, not a curated record. Bases 76 to 2097 code for a protein of 673 amino acids. Gene Ontology annotation, cellular component: cytoplasm; ubiquitin ligase complex.
UAAUAUUUUUCUUUUUCCGUAAACUGAAAGGUUCCCUCUUUGUACAAAUUGUUCAUUUCAAGUUUGCAGCAAGCCAUGAUAAAGACUGGACGUGGAGGAAGAAAACAGGGAAAUACUACAUUCGAAGACAGUGAUGAAUCUUGGAUUCUCAAACCUGUCGAUGAACAUGAAGACUAUCAUCCUCUUGCUCUGGAAUUAGAUUCUGAUUACUCACUCUCACUCUCUUCCACUUCCCAGACACAGACAGAGAUUCUCCAACCCAACAUCAUCAGUAAAGGGGUUUCCCUCCUAGAUUUUCUCCGCACAACCUCCAAAAACAGCCAGAAAUCCAAGUGGGUGUCCAGGAAUCGGCAUGCCAAUGUUGUCAAACCCCAAUUUGUGAAGAAAUCCGAGGUGGGUUCUUCAAAUUCUGAGGUGGGUAUUUUGGAAAGUGAAGUGGGUUCCAUGAGUGUUAGUGAAAGAUUAAAUAGGGAACAUGAAAAUGGGGAGCAAGAGAAGCAAGAAAAAGAAGGGAAGGAAGGAGAUGGAAAUGGUUUGGCAUCAGAGAUUGAGGUGAGAGAAGAUGGAAUUGAGCAAAUGCUCGAGUCCAGCAAGGAAGUGGAUGAUAAUGAUAUUUCCAGUAGGUUGGAAGGGUUGCAGAUGGGUCUUGAAGAGCCAGAGUUGUCAGAAGAGCAGCUAAAAAUCAAUGAUCUGUCACAGGAGGAUGAGCUACUUGCUAUGGAGUCCAUUUAUGGAGAGAAUGUCUUCAUCCUCGACGACAGACAGAGCGGUCUUCGAACUUUCCAGAUUCAUAUACACAUUGAAGUUCCCAGUGAAAUUGCUGUUACUGCAAAGCUGAAUUCUUCUGGUGAUCUUAAUAAUACCAUAAGCAAUAGUUCAGAUGGCUAUUCAUACUCAUUCAAAGUUCAGCAUCUGCCACCAAUUGUGUUGACAUGUUUAUUACCUAAAUCAUACCCCAGCCACUUACCGCCGUGUUUUACAUUAUGCGUUCGAUGGCUGGAUCCAAUUAGGAUUUUGAAUCUUUGCUCCAUGCUAGACUCCAUAUGGAAAGAACAAAUUGGCCAGGAGGUGAUAUACCAAUGGGUGGAAUGGUUACACGAUUCAUCUCUUUCCCAUCUCGGAUCUGACAGAGAAAUAAUGCUUGGUCCUUAUGGUGAAAGACACAGUGAAGAUAAACGUGCUGUUUCGAAGUGUGUUUCGCCUGAUGUCGAUGUUCCUUUUAUCAGAAGAUACAACGAUGAGAAGCUCCGAGAGAACUUCCAGAGAAACUUGCACGAAUGCUGCAUUUGUUUUAGUGAGUUUGCAGGCACUGAAUUUGUCAGGCUGCCAUGCCUGCAUUUCUUUUGCUUCAAAUGCAUGAAGUCUUAUUCCAACACACAUGUCAAGGCAGGCAUCAUUAGCAAGCUUCAAUGCCCUGGCGAAAAAUGUAUGGGUAUGAUUCCACCCAAUUUGUUGAAAAGAUUGCUUGGUGAUGAAGAGUAUGAGCAGUGGGAGUCUUUAAUGUUGCAAAAAUCACUUGAGUCUAUGCCCGAUGUUGUCUAUUGCCCACGAUGUGAAUCACCCUGCACAGAGGAUGCAGACCAGCAUGCUCAGUGCUCACAAUGUUUCUUCAGCUUUUGUACACUUUGCAAAGAUCGACGCCAUGUAGGUGUUGAAUGCAUGACACCAGAAUUGAAGCUUAAAAUCCUGGAGGAACGACAGAACUCAUCUCAAUUAAAGGAUGACCAAAAGAAAAGGGAACUUGAGAUGAUUAACGAAAUUCUUAGUGUCAAAGAAAUACUCCGUGACUCUAAGCAAUGCCCAGCUUGCAAGAUGGCAAUCUCCCGAACUGAAGGUUGUAACAAAAUGGUCUGUAAUAAUUGUGGCCAGUUCUUCUGCUACCACUGUAAUAAGGCUAUUGAUGGAUAUGAUCAUUACAGCGAGGGAAACUGUAAUCUGUUCCCACAAGAAAUGAUUAAGGGCUGGGAAGAGCGCAUAAAUCCCUACCUGGAUAUGGAUGAAGUUCCAGAUGAACCCUUUGAUGAACUUGUUCGACCAUGCCCUAAUUGUAGACAAUUCAAUGCAAAGGUUGGAAACAAUAAUCACCUAUUGUGCUGAGCAUGUGAAAUCCACUACUGUUACUUGUGCAGAAAGAUUGUGAGGCGAGCUGCUCAGCAUUAUGGACCCAAAGGCUGCAAACAACACACUGUUGGUUAGUUCUCAACACGAUCAAGAAAUCCAUUUUUAAGGUUUGUGUAUAACAGUGGUGGAAACAAUGCAUCAACACUGUAUGCAUAUUGAACCUCAAGCAAUUUAAACACAAAUAAUCGUUGUAACUGUAAGCAAAGUUCAUUUCCCUUUAUAAAAAGGUUCAUUUCCCAAGUGAAUUAAGUUGUUGAAGGUUUAAAGAGUGAUGGAAAGUAUUAGGGAAGGAGUUGAGGGGAGAAAGAUUCCCUCAGUUUUUAUAGUACAUUGUUGGAAGGGCGAAAAAAUAAUAAUGAUAAUAGAAAAAAAAAAAAAUAGAGAAAUGCAUUACGAGAGAAUGUAAAUAAGAUAUGGAGAUACGUUGUGCAUGAGGAUGGCUUGUACAUCAUUAUUUUUCAAUUAUAGUAAGGUGUUUGAAUUUUGAAUGGAAUAUUUUUUAAAUGCCAAAGCAUGUUCAAGCAAUAUUACUAAUAUAUGUUCAAAGGUAGACAACAGGUUUACACUCGUUGCUGGAUAUAUGAUGAGUUUGGAUUCCUUGAGGAUGAAACAAGGAGAUUCGAAAUCUUGUUAUCCACUAAAAAAGGAAAAAGAAAAUAACAGAAGAGAAUAAAAUCUUUGCAUAUUUCUAUGGAAGAUACAACGUGUACAUUUUAGUCUCAUUUUAUAUAUCUUUUAUUUUCUUCAUAAUUUUCAUCUGAAACAAAGUAAAAUAUUUUGGACUUUUGUUUUUCCUUUUUCCUCAUAGAUUCCCAAUUCAACACGACUUCAGAAGAUUGAAAACUUUAAAAUUCUAACAAAAGAAAAAUUGAUGUUAUUCGCAUUCGUAUGGGGAUAAGAAGUGUUUCUUGCAACUGAUACUUAUUAGUUAGCAGCUCCUUCGCUUUCAAAAACGGUUUCCUUUUACUUUGGAUCUGUAAAAUGUUCCCCUCCAAAUUUGUCUCAAUUUAUUCUCACACUUUAAGAGCAUCGCAAAUUCGUCUAAAUUUCUUUCAAAUAUCUUAGCCCCUUUUUCUCUUUCCGAUUGGGGG